Paramuricea clavata is the source of this 2461-nucleotide messenger RNA. Lineage: Eukaryota; Metazoa; Cnidaria; Anthozoa; Malacalcyonacea; Plexauridae. The record is from the annotation of a GenBank genome assembly.
AUGGUUCUUCACAUUGAGGACCAGGUUCUUCUCUCUGAGGACAAGGUUCUUCACGCUGAGGACAAGGUUCUUCACCCGGAGGACAAAGUUCUUAACACUGAGGACAAGGUUAUUCACUCUGAGGACAAGGUACUUCACUCUCAGGACAAGGUUCUUCAAUCUGAGGAGAAGAUUGCUCACACUGAAGACGAGGUUCCUGACUCUGACGACAAGCUAUCUCACUGAGGACGAGGUGCCUCAAUUUGAGGACAAGUUUAUUCAGUCUGAGGACAAGGUUCUUUACUCAGAGAACAAGGCUCUUCACUCUGAGGACAAGUUUCCUCACACUGUGGACAAGGUUGCUCACUCUGAGGACAAGGUUCUUCACUCUGCGGACAAGGUUCCACUCUCUGAGGACAAAGUUCUGCACUAAGAGGACAAUGUUCUUCACUCUGAGGACAAAGUUCUUCACGCUGAGGACAAAGUUUUUCACCCUGAGGACAAGGUUCCUCACUUUGAGGACAAGGUUAUUUUAAACUCUGAGGACAAGGUCCUUCACUCUGAGGACAAGGUUCUUCACGCUGAGGCAUAGGUUUCUCACACUGUGGACAAGGUUCCUCACUUUGAGGACAAGGUUCUCCACUCUGACGACAAAGCUCUUCACUCUGUGGACAAGGUUCUUCACUCAGAGGACAAAGUUCUUCACUCUGCGGACAAGGUUCACCACUCUGAGGACAAGGUUCCUCACUCUGAGGACAAGGUUCUUCAAUCUGAGGACAAGUUUCCUCACUUUGAGCACAAAGUUAUUUAAACUCUGAGGACCAAGUUCUUCAUUCUGAGGACAAGGUUCUUCACUCUGCGGACAAGGUUCCUCACUCUGAGGACAAGGUUCUUCACUAUCAGGACAAGGUUCCUCACUCUGAGGACAUGGUUCUUCACUCUGAGGACAAGGUUCUUCACUCUGAGGACAAGGUUCUUUACUCUGAGGUCAAGGUUCUUCAAUCGGACGACAAGGUUUCUCACACUGUGGACAAUGUUGCUCACAUUGAGGUCAAGGUUCUUCACUCUGAGGACAAGGUUCUUCACUCUGAGGACAAGGUUCUUCACUCUGCGGACAAGGUUCCUCACUUUGAGGACAAGGUUCUUCACUCAGAGGACAAGGUUCUUCAAUCUGAGGACCAGAUUCCUCACUUUGAGGACAAGGUUAUUGAAACUCUGAGGACAACUUUCUUCACUCUGAGGACAAGGUUCUUCACUCUGCGGACAAGGUUCCUCACUAUGAGGACAUGGUUCUACACUAUGAGGACAAGGUCCUUCUCUCUGAGGACAAGGUUCUUCACGGUGAGGACGAGGUUUUUCACCCUGAGGACAACGUUCCUCACACUGAGGACAAGGUUCUUAACUCUGAGGACAAGGUUCUUCACUCUGAGGACAAGGGUCUUCACUCUGCCGACAAGGUUCCUCACUCUGAGGACAAGGUUGUUCACUAUCAGGACAACGAUCUUCACUCUGAGGACAAGUUUCUUCACCCUGAGGACAUGGUUCCUCACACUGUGGGCAAGGUUCCUCACUUUGAGGACAAGGUUCUUCACUCUGAGGACAAGGUUUUUCAAUCUGAGGUCAAGGUUCUUCAAUUUGAGGACAAGGUUUCUCACACUGUGGACAAGGUUCCUCACUUUGAGUUCAAGGUUCUUCACUCUGAGGACAAGGUUCUUCACUCUGAGGACAAGGUUCUUCACUCUGCGGACAAGGUUCCUCACUCUGAGGACAAGGUUCUUCACUCUGAGAACAAGGUUCUUCAAUUUGAGGACAAGGUUCCUCACUAUGAGGACAAGGUUGUUCACUAUCAGGACAACGAUCUUCACUCUGAGGACAAGUUUCUUCACCCUGAAGACAUGGUUCCUCACACUGUGGGCAAGGUUCCUCACUUUGACGACAAGGUUCGUUACUCUGAGGACAAGGUUCUUCACUCUGAGGUCAAGGUUCUUCAAUCGGAAGACAAGGUUUCUCACACUGUGGACAAGGUUCCUCACUUUGAGGUCAAGGUUCUUCACUCUGAGGACAAGGUUCUUCACUCUGAGGAUAAGGUUCUUCACUCUGCGGACAAGGUUCCUCACUUUGAGGACAAGGUUCUUCACUCAGAGGACAAGGUUCUUCAAUGUGAGGACAAGGUUCCUCACUUUGAGGACAAGGUUAUUGAAACUCUGAGGACAACGUUCUUCACUCUGAGGACAAGGUUCUUCACUCUGCGGACAAGGUUCCUCACACCGAGGACAAGGUUCUUCACUCUGAGGACAAGGUUCUUCACUCUGAGGACAAGGUUCUUAUCUCUCAGGACAAGGUUCUUCAAUCUGAGGACAAGGUUCCUCACACUGUGGACAAGGUUCCUCACUUUGAGGUCAAGGUUCUUCACUCUGAGGACAAGGUUCUUCACUCUGAGGACAAAGGUUCCUCACUGUGCGGACAAGGUUCCUCACUCUGA